Molecule: messenger RNA, 882 nt
Organism: Cimex lectularius (bed bug)
Lineage: Eukaryota; Metazoa; Arthropoda; Insecta; Hemiptera; Cimicidae
Gene: Naxe
Product: NAD(P)H-hydrate epimerase
Exons: 2
Coding region: 175-864 (229 amino acids)
Cellular component (GO): mitochondrion
Molecular function (GO): NAD(P)HX epimerase activity
Source: RefSeq, a predicted model, not a curated record
CUUACAAUCAGAAUUCAACAUAGCCUUCUUGAACUACCUUCUUGUGCAAGAUAGCCGCGAAUAACCUCCUCAAAAUUAAAAUAUGAUAAGUGAUAAGCCGUUUUAUCUGUCCACUCAUUUAAAAAGACAUUCCGAGCGGAUUUACGCAGCUUGAGGACAGGGGUGGGCUUAAAAAUGGUCAAAUACUUGAACCAGUCUGAGGCGAUAAACAUCGACCAGGAGCUGUUCAAUGAGUACAAAUUCAGCGUUGACCAGCUCAUGGAGCUGGCUGGCUUGAGCUGUGCGAACGCUAUUGCAAAAUGUUAUCCGAAGGCGAAGGCCAUGUUGGUCUGCUGUGGCCCAGGGAACAACGGAGGUGACGGCUUAGUCUGUGCGAGGCACUUGAAACACUUCGGCUUCAAACUGACGGUCCAUUACCCAAAAAGGACGGAACUCCAGCUCUACAAAAACCUGACCGCACAGUGUGAAUCCCUCGAUAUAGAAUUUAUCGAUUGUGUGUCCAAGGAAUCUCUUGACUGCCAUGAUUUGGUGGUUGAUGCACUUUUCGGAUUUAGCUUCAAGCCACCGGUCAGACCUAGUUUCGCCCCGCUGAUGGAUGCCCUGAGGGGCACUUCCAGCCCAGUUUGCAGCAUCGACAUCCCAAGCGGAUGGGACGUGGAGAAAGGUCCUCUGGAAGACUCACUCCAACCAGAAAUGCUUAUCUCUCUCACAGCGCCAAAAAAGUGUGCUGAGAUGUUUAAAGGAAAAUAUCAUUUUUUAGGUGGGCGUUUUGUGCCUUUCGCCUUGGCUAAAAAGUAUGAUCUUCAACUCCCUGAUUAUCCUGGAACUGAGAAUUGUGUCUCCCUCUCAAAUUCACUUAAAUAAAAUAUAUUUUUUCAGUUA